Rhipicephalus sanguineus (brown dog tick) is the source of this 1277-nucleotide messenger RNA. Its product is annotated as putative nuclease HARBI1. NCBI's taxonomy places the organism in Eukaryota, Metazoa, Arthropoda, Arachnida, Ixodida, Ixodidae. Bases 345 to 1022 code for a protein of 225 amino acids. The record is from RefSeq and is a predicted model, not a curated record. The transcript is spliced from 4 exons.
AGCCCGUUCGCUCGCGUUCUCUCGAGCGAACAACGGCGUCGCACGGCAUGUAUUUCGAGUGAUGCGGCGGUUGCGGCUGCCGCAACAGCUGAUUUUGAGAAAAUUGCGCUUGCAACGGUGCUUCCUUGCUACGUUGGCGUUUCUCGAAGCAGAUGCAGAAUGGUAGGAGGUGCGAAAUGCGUUUGAAGAGAUGAGCGAGUGUGAAUUCCGGCGUCGCUUUCGUUUCUCGAAACGUACUGUACCUUGGUUGUGCGACGAUCUCGGCCCCGUCAUCGGGUGCCAACGAACCAGUGGGAUUUAAACAGAGCGGAAGGCGUUGUGCGCGCUGAGAUUUUUGCGAUCGGAUGCUUCCAGCGAGCUGUCGGCUGCGAGGAAUUCAGCGGCCUGUCGCAGUCGUCCGUCAGGAACACGCCAUUACUGUCGUUCGCGGGCAAAAACGGUGGGUGGCCUUUUCCGGAGACCACAGACGCGAAGAGCGAACAAAGGCGGCGUUCGCGCGGCUCGGGCAGAUUCCCGUUGUGGUCGGGUGCGUGGAUGGUACGCUCAUCGCAAUCCCGAAGCCCCAUGGCCUGAGCUCCGCGGACACUACGCAUUACAUGUCGGGGAAGGGACUCUACGCAUUCAACACCACGAUCACAUGUGAUGCCGACCUCUGGAUGUCAGUCCAUGUUUCCUGGGGUCAUGUCAUGACUAGUGGGUAUGGCGGGGGAGCCCUCUCCGUCAGCACCUGGAAGCAAAACUUCGGCUUGCUUGGAGACUCCAGCUAUACAUUAGAACCGUGGUUCCUGACACCAGUGCCCGGACGACCAGCUCGUGGCACCCCUGAUAACCACUACAACAAGGCCCACACCGCCAUGCGCAAUGUUGUGGAGUGGUGCAUCGCUGUAAGCUUGUGCACAGCUGCUCAAGCAUCAUUGCUGCUUGUGCAGCUCUGCACGACAUUGCGUUGGCGGCACAUGAGCCUGUUCUCGAAGGAAACGAUGACGACACCGACGAUGCUGACUGCUGCCAGCAGCAGCUGAGCUACCACCACCACCACCACAACGGGAGCCAGCAGCAGCGCAACCGUGUAGUGAACCUGUUUCGAGAACCACAGGGCCUGCAUGCUUGAGCACCUGCGCAGAGUACGCCGCCACCUGCAACGACCUCGGCAGCAUUGUGUGGUGCCUUCCGCUGCAAUGAGGGCCCGGGCGAGGGUACCAACGCCUUGCAAUUUGUGGACCGCGUCACCGAGAAGUUGAACCUGGCGCAGCUUUCCAAUGAUGCCUGGCCCUGCC